This is a messenger RNA of Erythranthe guttata (spotted monkey flower), 709 nucleotides long. Its product is annotated as auxin-responsive protein IAA5. Gene Ontology annotation, biological process: regulation of DNA-templated transcription. NCBI's taxonomy places the organism in Eukaryota, Viridiplantae, Streptophyta, Magnoliopsida, Lamiales, Phrymaceae. The record is from RefSeq and is a predicted model, not a curated record. Gene Ontology annotation, cellular component: nucleus.
CAUGUAGAUACGACACCGUUUCAAACUCUGCCACUGUUAACAUGGGACGUGUGUGAUACGCGCGCUCAGAAAUUGUAUGUUUUCAAUAGAAACGCUGAAGAGGAAGAUCGUGAUUUUGUGGUGGGCUGGCCGCCGGUGAGGAAUUGGAGGAAGCAGUUUUGCGAUCAGAACCGCCGCCGCGGCUGCGCCGCCAACUAUGUCAACGUUGAGAAUGGCGGCGGCGGCGGCGGUGGUGGUAGAUUAAAUUCGAAGUACGUGAAAGUGAAAAUGGAAGGAGUUGGGAUAGCGAGAAAGAUUGAUUUGAGGACUUUUCAGUCUUUUCACACACUCACACACAAACUCAUGGCCUUGUUCGGAAAAUGUGAAGAACAUGUAGAGGAAUACGAGGUGACAUAUCAAGAUAAGGAAGGUGAUUGGCUGCUCGCAAGAGAUGUACCUUGGGAAAUUUUCGUCCAAUCGGUGCAACGUAUAAAAUUGCAAAAGAAUGGCAUUUGAUUUUAGUACGAGUAUCUCUUUUAAAUGUUUUUAAUGUAAUGUUCAUGUGAGUAUUUUGCAAAUAGAUCUAUGUUUUUAUUUUGCUCUUUUUUUUCAAUUGUGUAAGGAAAUUAUGUAACAGAAGUUCGAAAAAUGUAUGCGCGAAACAGUGGUGUAACCAGAAUUUUAUAAGGAGGAACAUGUAUAUUUUUUUGAGGAAAAUAUGGAAUUUUAU